UGGACUUGUGGCUGACAGAAUUGACUUUUAGAAUGGAACAGAGCUGGCGAAGGAGGAGACCAGAGACCUAAAGAAGAUUCAAAAUUGCUCUCUGUAGGUUGGAUGCUGGUAUUUAAUGUUUGGAGGGGUAAUAUUCGCGCCAAGGUGGAUUUGCCAAAUGAAGUUAGCCUUCCCCCUGCCGUCUCUGGGACUGGAGCAGAUGGCAGUGGGGUUGGCGAUGGUGAAGACGAUGGUUCAGCUCCGAGUCCACAGAGUGAAGCGGUCACAAAUGAAUUGCAGGAGCUCACAUUGCAGUCAAACAAUGGCCUCUCUCCAUUGAACAAAAGAAAAAAUGAGCACUCGGCUCCACCUGGUGCUCCUGAGAUGGGAAGCCAGGCGAGCGAGGUGCGGACUUCUCCACAACUUCGUCAAUGCCACUCUACCUUCAGUCAACAGGAGGAGCGCCUGCUAAAGGUACUGCAGCUGAAGCUUCAACAACGGCGGACCCGGGAGGAGCUGGCCAGCCAGGGAAUCAUGCCACCUCUGAAGAGUCCUGCUGCAUUUCAUGAGCAGAGGAGAAGCUUGGAGAGGGCACGGACUGAGGACUAUUUGAAAAGAAAGAUCCGCUCACGUCCAGAGAGAGCAGAGUUGGUCAGAAUGCAUAUACUUGAAGAAACUUCAGCAGAGCCCUCCCUCCAAGCCACGCAGAUGAAGUUGAAACGGGCACGGCUAGCCGACGACCUGAAUGAGAAGAUUGCCCAGCGGCCUGGCCCCAUGGAAUUAGUGGAGAAGAACAUCCUUCCUGUGGACUCUAGUGUAAAAGAAGCUAUCAUAGAUAAUCAUGUGCCGUACUCCGCCUUGGCAGACAACUCAUCGUUCGAUGAAGACAGCAGUGAUGCCCUUUCACCAGAGCAACCAGGAAGCCAGGAGUCACUGGGAUCAUUGCCAUCCCCCACAGAAGCACGAUCUGUUGAUCCACACCAUCCCCUCCUUACUCGUUCUACACAGUAUCUUAUAUCAUUGCCAACUGGGACAGAAUUGAGCAAGUCCAAGCCAAUGUCUGACCACCAGACAGCAAAAUUGGCAAAUGGUGUGUUAUCCCCAGCUGCCAAACCCAUGCCAACACUUAUUAAACAAAGCCAGCCCAAGACAGUGCGUGACAAGAACCAGAGGAGCAAGAAGCUGAAGGAGCCAAAAUCCCGCGUGAAGAAACUCAAGUACCAUCAGUACGUCCCACCCGACCAGAAACUUGAUAAGGCCACCCUGCCCCUGGAUUCAGCCUAUUCCAAACUCCUCCAGCAGCAGCAGCUCUUCCUCCAGCUCCAGAUACUGUGUCAACAACAACAGCAGCACUAUAACUACCAGACUAUCCUUCCUGCACCCCCAAAGCCCAACAGUGACAAACAAGCCAACAGCAGUACCACCUCCGUGAGGACUCUGAGUAAUAGCACACCAUCAUUGGGUUCAGGCGGACUCACUCGGCAGAACAGCUGGAUGACCACCAUCAAAGCACUGGGGUCACUGCCCUCUAACCUUGAUGACCUGAAGGUGGCUGAACUGAAGCAGGAACUGAAGCUCCGGGCCUUGCCGGUGUCAGGAACGAAAACUGACCUCAUUGAACGUCUGAAGAACUAUCAGGAACUUAACAAAGCUGGUGGGACUCCAGUGGCCACCACGUCCUCUGUGGGCAAGACUGGCACGGCCCCUUCGAGACCCGUGGAGGGAAUGGCCUUCCCAUCUGCCCGGCUUGGUGGCAGCACACCAGUGGUGGUUAACAGCGUCACUCCUGGGGAUGUAACCAUCAGCACGGUGACAGCGAAGUUGGGCAGUUCCAGUUCCAGCCCUCCAGUGUCACCUGCCCCCUCUGAUCAGUCAUUUCACAGCAUGGAGGAGGGCACUACUCCCGAGGCAGUCUCAGAGUCCCUCCAGUCUUCGCCCAUGCAGUCACUUAGCACGGAGGAGUCGGUAUCCGUCAAUGGUGUGACAGGCAUUGCCAGGCUGGUGCCCAGCAGCAUCCGGGGCCAUGGCCCAGAGUCUGACAAGGACGCUCAAGCUGUGACCAAGGACCUGAUGUUGCAGGAGAAGGACAAGCAAAUUGAGGAGCUGACCAGAAUGCUCAGGCAGAAGCAGCAGCUGGUGGAAGCUCUCCGGCUGCAGCUCGACCAGGAGAAGAGAACCCAGCUCCAGCAGCCGUCCCAAAGCGCAGCCUUGACAAUGCCUGGCAGCCAGAAAACCAGCUCCACUGCCGUGAAGCAGGAGAACCUGCCCUCCAGCUGCCUAUUCUCGGGGCAGUCUGUGCCCUUGGCCACGACAAAAUCUGUCCCGCUCCUCAACCACGCUGAACCCCCAAGGAGCAACCCAAGCCCUGUUGAUGCGCCGGGACCACUGAACUUGGUGCCACUGAAGGCUGUCGUGGUGAAGCAGGAGGGUCAAGCGGGCACCUGUGAGGAGCAGCAACCCUCACCCACGCCAACUGUUCUGCUGAGCCCAGUGCAAUCAAAUGGGGUGAUCACAGGGGCACCGCGGACAGUGGCACCGAGCCAAGCUCCGAAUCCGCUGGCAAAUGGAGUAGGGACCCACAUCCUCCUCACGGUGAUGCCACAAAACAACAACAUGCGCCAAGUGUCCCCUGCAGUGAGUGUGGCCAAAGAUCCACCAGCAAUACAGGCAGUGCCAUCACCUCCUUCCCAAGGGCGGGCACAGCAACCAUCAUCUAACAGCCAGUCGAAGCAGCAUUCAGAGGCAGGAGUGAUGAACCAGGCUGUGAAAAAGGACCAGAAGCUAGGUCUGCAGCUGAUCACUGGGACUUCUGGGGUGCUUUCGUACUCCUUUACACCUCUGAAUGCGCAGCCUUGCUUUGUAAACAGCGUUACCGAGAGCUCGUUAAAAGCCAGGGUGAAUGCUGUGAGUAAUGGCCCCAGCUCCACACACAAGGAAAACUCCAGAAGCCAACAAAUGGAUGAUUUGUUUGACAUCCUCAUUGAAAGUGGAGAAAUUUCAUUCAAUGCCAAGGAUGUCUCCACAUCUUUAAACACGCCGUCUCCACAGACCAUUUCGCCCACGCUCGCUGUUUCUCCACCCCCGGUGGUAAAAGCACAGCUACCGUCACCUCAGUUGCUGCUGGAACCCAUCAACGACAGUCAGUCCGUCGAUCGCGAGAACCAGCUCGAGGACUUCCUCGUGAGCACCACCGGUGUGCCACUGUUAUCGGUGGAUAAUGACGGGACAGAACCCCUCUCCCUCAUCGAUGACCUACACAACCAAAUGCUGAGCAGCUCCAGUAUUCUCGAGCAUCCUCAUUCACCUAUGGACACUUCAGAUAUGCACUUCACUGCAGACAGCACCAGUCUGGCUCUAGACCUCACUGACACUAACUUGGACAACAUGGAGUGGCUGGACCUGACUAUGGGUAGCACCUCUGUAGGUCUUGCUCCUUUGAGCUCUGCAACCCCCAGUGUCUUUUCUACUGACUUUCUAGACAGCCAAGACCUGCAGCUACACUGGGAAUAACAUCAAGCAGCCAAAACAUUGAGGGUGAGCGUUUGCAAAAAUCCCGGUCAGUGUGGACCUUCGGUGCAUGGAACCUGAUGAGGUUCGUUUCAGUGUGCGCUUUUCGCUGUCACUUUACUUGACCGGGAGAUGCAUGUGCGCUGGGAGUGCACGACCCUUGGUGAAACAUCCAGAGGAUUUUUCUCUGUUCCAAAGUCGCAGGAAAGAAUGGUCUGGCGCUUCUGACUCAACUCUGGGCCCAACCACCACUGCUGGGAAUCUACAACUGGAUGAGAUUCCCAACUUUGAAGAUGAAUCUGCUCGCUGACUGACCUGGGCAGCGUGGGUUUCUUUGAUGUUCACAAGGCUUCAGAGCCUGUUCCUCGUGAAGCAGGAUCACACUCUUAGCACCCACCCUUUAUUUGAUUUCUACGUUGCCAAGGUUGUCUUUUUGCACUGAUUAGGUUGGGUGGGAAUGUUUUUAAACGGGGGAAAAAAAAAUUAAAACCAAAACCCAAAGGGUACACUAACUAAGCAGGUAUCAAAAUUAACUGACCCCUCCCCACUCCCUUCCAUCCCAACCACAACCUGUUCAGGACAAGUCUGAAGGUUGAUGCCUGCAUCUGGGACACAUACCUUGGUCCUCCACACAUUCUCUUUAACUUAACAAAACAAGACUUGUGUUUGAGUGGCUCAGAUGUAACUGCAGUAUCACAAUUUGUAAAGAAAUAGUUCCCUUUGUGUUCAGGAGCCUGGCAUUAUCUGUUUUAUUCUGAGACGGGAGGUGGAAUUCAUUCCUUGGGGCAGCUCCUCACUAUCAUUGUGCCAUUCAUUCUUGAGUUGAAGCUCGAAAUGUUUAAUUGGAUUUAGGUGCUUGAGCUGUUGUGCACACCCCGACAUCAGCUAAAGGUUCCCUAUCAGUUUCUAAAAUGCAGAGUCCAAAAUACAAAAUGUAACCAGUUAGGAUUCAUCCUGUUUGUCGAUGUGAAACAUUGAGCUACUGACGAUUGAAUCCACCAAGUCCCUGAAUUGUGCAAAGGAGGUGGUGUGAGCCUGCUCUCCUGGCUUUUGCAGUGUUGAUGACAAAUCAACCGUCCGGGCCAGGGUGCCGCUCGAAUGCACUGUCCAUUGCAGACUGGGCAUGACCAGUAAAUAACUGUCCACUGCCAAACUGGAGCCUUGGAGCCGGGUGCCCAUUCUCUGGGUCUUUUGGUUACAGAGUUAGGGAGGAGCGGAGGUUAUCUGCACAGAUUUCAUUCCCUCAUUGAAUAAAGUGCUGCCCGUGUGGGAAGUUCCUCUGUCACCUGCUCCCCUUGCCUUUCAAUGUAGAUGGGAUCUUGGCCAGGGCGUUAGAUGUUGGACAGGGCAAUUAUUUGAAUGUCAUUGUCACUUCAGUGUAGUAUUUCUCACAAGUGAAACAGAUUACUGCAGCAGGAAGAUUCUUGUAUCUUGCCACCUCAUACAAGGAUUUCUCUUACAACUGUAAAGUUACAAUCAUCUAGAAUGUAAAGCAAUUGCACAAUGUCAAAUGUGCAAUUUAAUCAUAUCUGUGUCGCAUCGCUGACUAGUGUAGCACUGGUGUAAAAGCCUUAUUUGUCACUUCAAGCUUUGGUUACGAGCAUCAAACGAUACAAUCUUGUCAGCUGCACACAAAAUAUUUGCUUGCAGGCCCAUGGCCAAGCUAAUGCAUUUCCCUUUCUCACCAGUUGUUUCUCCUGGCUGAGGAUGGAUAGCAUUAGAUUAGGGGCUGGAGAAGUGUUUGGAAGUAUGUCUUCUGGACAUAGGCACUAUGUUGAAGGAGAUUGAUAGAACAAGAGCCUUUGGACAGUUGGAGAUGGUGAAGGAGAGAUGAAAAUUGAUUGUGUGAAAUAGAAGUGGCCUUGAAUGCCUGGUUUUUAAGUCUAGUUAGAUCGGUCAUUGCUAUGAUUUUUUUAAAAAUAGCACACACCCACUCAUGCUCACUGCAGGCCUUGCAAUCAUAAACAAUAUUACAAACUAGCAGCCGACAUCAUUACAAUAGCCAAAGUUGAAGUUACUGUAGCUAUUAUGUAGCCUGAGGAAAAGUGAUUGGGAGUUGCUGUUUUGAUCACCAGUAUUUUUGUUUUGUUUUCCUCACUGACUGCAUUGGCAAGCCUCUUGCCUUGGCUGGGUGGUUGUUUUGUGGUAGAGGUUGAGGGAAGGACCAGUUGUACUGUUCAAGGCUCCUCUUGCUUUGCUGAAUGCCAAAGGAAUUCUGUCUGAAAUAGGAUGAAUUUAGGCAAUGAUCAUUGUGAAGGUGGGAUGUCAUGUGUUGCCAAUUUCAGUUAUUCAUCCAAACUGAGACACAGAGGAUCUUUUUCUAAAUGUUGUCACUGUGUCAAUUGGAGCAGGAGGAAUUUGAGUUAUUGUUCGAAGUUCCUAAUGUCACCCGUUUCUGAAACCUUCACAAUGUUGGGAAUGAUCCCUUUCACUGAAAGGUGCAGUACACCAGUAAUUAGGGCUAAAUGUUAAAUUCGCAACGUCCCCUGUACAAGAGCUCGGUUGUUAUGGUGCACAACAUCGUAUUUUCCCAUCAAAUUUCUCGUGCACGCUAUUGGAAAGGACUUAGUGCUGCAAAGGCCGGCUCUCGAAGACUAAAGGUUUUCAGCCUCUUUGCCUGAAAAAUCCUUGUUUCUGAUCUACGCAAGGCAAAAGUCAUUUUUAAUAUCAAGACACUUUGAGUCAUUACCACAAUGCUUUCCCCUUGGUUACUAGGCCAUUGGCGUCAAUAAUCUCCACCAUGUUCUACGGCAGUAGGAACCCUUGGGAAUGCAGUGCUCCGAGCCAUUAGGGAAUAAUGGAGGGUCGAGAGUUCCAAUCUACCUUGCUGCUGCCUGACAUCUGUCGCCCACAGUCAAAUCCUCUUAUGAGCCAAAGAAUCUCCAACCCUUCCCACACCAAGUAAUGAAUGCAAAUUACUGCAGAUGCUGGAAAUCUGAAAUACAAGCAGAAAGUGCUGGUGAAACUCAGCAGAUCUGGCAGCUUCCCUGAAGACAGAAACAGAAUUAACAUUUCAAGUCAGUUAUGACACUUCAGUUCUGGAGAAUAAUCAAAUUCAUCUUGAAACGUUAACUCUGCUUCUCUCUCCACAGAUGCUAAAUAUUGCUCCCUGUGCUAAAUCAAUGAUAGCAGCAGUCCUAUUAAUGUUUUGUAAUUGUUGGGUAUUGGUAGUCCAUUGAUUUUUAAAUGUUGAAUGCCCAUUAAUCCAGUCAGGCACCCAGAAGUAAUAUGAAGCAAAAUUGUAUUGAUUCAGUUGUCCAAUCAUGAUCUACAGCCUUUAGAGGUACCAAUCAAAAUUACAGCAACUCAGUACCAGUGCUGAAUGUUUUUAAAUUUUGAAGUGUUUGGAGUUCAUGGAAAAUAUGCAAUAUUUGGUGCCUUCACUGACAUGAUCUACAACCAUAAAUCUGAUGUAGGUUUUGUGAAGUUUUUCAUUGGGAAGCAGGGACUUGUUAUUAUCUCUGGGUUUUUUUAGCUGCUUGAGGGACAAACAAAAAAAGUCAUGUUGCCAUCUGAGACAAUUGAAGCCCGUAGCCAUUGCAUGACAGUAAAGCUGUCCCUGAUAGUCUAGUCGGCUGUUGAUUCCUGGGGUCCAGGAUUUAAAUGAAACACAGAGGAGUGGAAGCUCUGUGUUGGUUCUGAAGGCCUUUGGAAUGGGUAAACCCUAAUCAAGUGCUAUUGGCUCUGAACAUAAAGCAGAAGGCAGUCAUUGUGUUCCCCAUGGUAGUGUGGGGAAUAUUGGUGUUUUAUGUCCUGCCUAUUAGCCUAAGGAAGACACUGUAUAGAUAUGCAGGAUGGGAAUAUACUAAUUUAGAUACAUUCUACUGUCUCCUUACAUAUGUGUCUUUCUGUUUCCAUUCUGUCCACCCAUCCCCAACCAUGUGUUCAUGCAUCCAAAACUCCUGCCUGUGAUUUAAUGUUUACACUGCUGUGAAUUUGGAUGUGAAACGGAGUUGUGUUGCGGAGUUAGAAUGCCAGUGUGCAUUCUUGUGCAGACCUGAUUUUCUUCUCUGCGUCUUUGGCUGUGCCUUUUACCUACCUGAAUCCAGACUUCUGGACUCCCUCCCUAAAAUUUCUUCCUGUCCUCCCUCUUUUUGAGGCAGCCUUUAAAACCUACUUCUUUGGCCAAACUUUUUCUGUUGUCCUAAUAUCUCUUUCACGUUGGUCAGUAUCUUUGCAAACUGUUCCUGCAAAGCACCUUGGGAUAUUUUGCCUGUCCAGUAAUGUCAACAAUAGGGUUCAUACCCAUUACUGCUAGUGCAUUAAAGGUUAAGCCAAGGUCUUGUGAUGCAGUUAUAGUGCCCCUGCCUCUGGGCCAGGAGAUCCCAGUUCAAAUCCCAGCCGUUCCAUGGGUACGCACUGCAGAAUUGCACUGAGGCUCCUUGGACAGCAUCUUCCAAAUUCACGAUCAUUUCCAUCUCAAAGGGCAACAGUAGCUGAUACCGCUACUCUCUGUAAUUUCUCCCCAAAGCCUCUCACCAUUCCGGCUUGGAAGUAUAUUGCAGUCCUUUCACUGUCACUGGGUCAAAAUCCUGUCUGUCUUCACUAAUUGAGCUGUAGCAGUACAUAAAGGCAACUCACCACCACUUUCACAAAGAUAAUUAGGAAUCGGCAAUAAAUGCCAGCAAAGCCCACACCCUGUCAUUUUUUUAAAAAAAACCUGACCUCUGAAACGGCCAGGCAAAAAAUUAAGUUCAAGAGCAAUUAAGGAACGGGCAACAAAUGUGCUUUCCUGUGCAUCCAACAUCCUGUGAAAGAACUGAAACCAUAUGUGGACCUAGUAAACAUCAGUCUGUAGAUCCCAAUUCCACACUGUGCCCAAGAGACACAGGAGAAUGUGGACAGUGAGGAGACAUUGUGGAUCCUCAUCGAGUCGAAUGUUCUCAGGUGGAAUAUAAAUCCAGAGAGGUGAUAGCUUAUCUCUAAAGCCUUGAAAAUAUGUUUUGUACAUUUAUUUGAUCGUGGUCUAAGAAUUGACAUAGAUUAAAUUAACUAAGUAAAAUUAUGGUGGAGCUAGGCACUUCUUAAUUAUUCACUGUUUAACGUAUAUGUUAUUGACUGUCUGUUCAGGGCUUGGCUUUCUGACACGGUAUUGAUCAGUUGGAGUAUUUUGAAGCAUUAUUGAUUUGCUGUGCUCACUUCCCUGCAUUAGCACAGGCACUGUCCAGAGGAGCGGCUGAAAUAUUAACACCUCCAUGUGUCCUUCGAGUUGCUGGUGAGUGGUCCAGCUAUAAUCACACUCAGGGUGUGUUUCCUCUCAAAGCAGCAGAGGUGGAAAAGGCAGAAUCAGUGGAAUUUGGACUGGGAAGGUGUAAAUCGUCUCGUGGCAUUUCCUGGCAGUUAAUCUACAAGAAUGCUAAAAGUGUACAGUAUGGAUGUGCACCCAGAGUGAGAGUAUAGGGGCCUAGGACUGAAACAUCAGCUUUUCUGCUCCUGAGAUGCUGCUUGGCCUGCUGUGUUCAUCCAGCUCCACACUUUGUUAUCUCAGUAUGGACCUACUUGAGUAAUGGGCUGUGACGCCCACAGUGCUGUUGUGGGUAAAUGCACCAGAAUUUAUCCAGAUCAGGACAGUAUCAGGUUUAGUCCCAAACUUUUUUUGGCCUUUACAUGGGAUUGGUGGGGGUGGGGGUGGGAGUAGUGACUGAAUGUUUUCAAAGCAUAUCACUGAUUUAUUUUCACAGUUUGAUAGGUAGUUUUUUUCAGGUAGUGGUUGAUAUUCUCAAAUGGGCCUCUUUUGGAUUCCAUAGGCAGUCCCAGGCUGGGUGUAUUGAUUUGAGAGGGACACUGAAGUGCCUGUUCUCAGUGCUUGUAGCAAAUAACUUGUCUUUCACUAUACCGUACCAUAAUUCUGCAUAGGAACCUGUUUUUUUUUUUCUGGAAAUUUCCAUGUGGCAAAUCAUUAGCUGUCAAAAUGGGAUUAUAGUAAACAGUCCUUCAUGGUUACUUGCAGGAAAUACAUGGUUUAAUGUCUCAUGGAGGGCACCGUGUUAGGGUUGAAUAGCCUAGUUACAAUGUGUGCCUAAGGUUCUCUGACUGAAAUUCGUGCUUAGAUAAUCACAGUGUCAUUGAAAACUGAGCUGCACACCCAUGUGUGUACAUGUCUGAUCCUUGCACCCUGUACCCAUUCAGAGCUGAUCAGUGGUGAAUAUCCUUUUGAUUUUCUAUGCAGUGUUAGUUUGGGUUUUUAGACAAAUUAUAAGCUGUUGAUGGAGUGAGUGACUAGCACCUUCACUGUGCCCCGAUACGAUCAGAAUGAACUUGUGUAGCAAUCCUGCUCUCAGCCUCAGUGGAGAGAGGUGGGAGACAAAAAAAUGUACCAGGGAAUGUGUUCCAACCCACCACGGCAGAGAACUGGCAAUAGCGGCAUCCUGUGGUUGGGUAACUAAUGGGGAGAAAGGGUUUGGGAAGAAAUCAGAACACCUGCAUUGAGGAGGCCACAGGAAUCUGCUGGUCAAGCCAAGGAUCCAGUGGGAAGUGUUUUUUGUUCUGUUCGUGUUUUGCCUUUUCAUAAACUUUGCACUCUCCUGAUCAAACUCCCUUCCUUUGCAGUUACAUGUUGUAUGUUUGUGUUUUUGUUUUGGGGGCGCGGGUGGGGUAUGGAGCCGAGCAGUGGGACAUUUGCCUGGAUAAUGAGCCCAAGUUGUCUACAACCUCCCGAAGUACUGCAGAACCGCACCAAACUUGGACGUAUCUUUUUGGCUUACGGGAUCCCCCUGGAGUCCUGCCUCCGGAGAGUUGGCAGAGACUUGCUCCGAGAGCCCAUUGCCCGGUGGUUUGAUGUCAGAGUGUACCAUCUUGAUCAUUAAGGGCUCAAGAUUGACACUUGCUACAAAGUUAAGCUCAGCUCUGCCUAACUGUAAUGGAUCUUGGUGUUGGCACGGGUAGGAUCUGUCACGGAUUCUGCUCCUUUAUGGCUGUGUUGGCCAUUUUGUGUGAAGUGAAACCAUCCAUUGCUGGAUUGGCUUGUAUUAUUGAUACAGUCAGACAGUAUGCUGCCACCCACAGCUCACCCUCUGGGAUGUGAAAACCCAAGGCUGAUAGUAGCAAUGGCAAGGCAAAUGGGAGACCAUUGACUCCUCCUUGUUUACUUCAAUGCCAUGACAUGAAGCCUCGCCCUUAUGAUAGAAAGUUGCUGAAUGAUGUGUAGGUGACUUUGCAGAGCUAUACCCACCAGCCAAUGUGUCCAAUGUUAAUCUGUGUCUACUAUGAGUUCUGCUAAUAUUGCUGCGACUUUGUGUUUAAAAAAAAUUCUAGGGUGGUGAAAAAUGUCAGUGCCUGAGUGAUAAUCAGUCUGUCGCUGUCUGUGAGCACUUUGCGAAAAAUUCAGAGUUCUGAACUGAAGCGGUAACCAAUCACUUCCCCAUGCAGGAGAGGAGGCCCUCACAUUAGACUGGUGUGCCAGAACUUUGUACAAAUUUUUUCCCCUUUUAAUGCCACUGUGAAUGUGUAUAUUCCAACUCUGAGGUGUAAACAUUUAUUGGGAACCAUUUGGAGGAAUGUAUUUGGAUCUUCCUUCCUUUUCAAAUUGUAGUGACUGUAUCCUCGUGAUCAGCCAUUAACAAGGAAAAGGAAGGGGGUGCAGAGAGAGAAAGCAGACGUAAUGAAUGACUUUUACUGCUUGCUUUUCUCUUUAUCUUUUUAUCUUUUUUAACUGUCUGUAAACACUGUUGUGUUGAACUUUUUAAAAAACCUUUUUUAAAGAAA
Molecule: messenger RNA, 11190 nt
Organism: Stegostoma tigrinum
Lineage: Eukaryota; Metazoa; Chordata; Chondrichthyes; Orectolobiformes; Stegostomatidae
Product: myocardin-related transcription factor A-like
Exons: 17
Coding region: 103-3489 (1128 amino acids)
Biological process (GO): smooth muscle cell differentiation
Source: RefSeq, a predicted model, not a curated record